AUGGAACGUAAACCGUUAAGACCGACUAGCCUGAGUGUAUCCUCGACGACCACUGGUAGUCCUACUGAAGGGCUAUUGAAGGAAUCAGGGGACACUGGGAAGAGCGGUGGUAGUGAGAAGCGAGCGGAGAAGUUAUCGUUUUAUGUUGAUUCUGGACGUGUAGUUGAAGGUGAUGCUCGCUUUAGGAUAGGUAUAUUGCAUUUGUGCGGCCUUUAUGCUACUGAAACUAAUGCCGCUGGGGACAUCCUUUAUGAUGAGAUUAGUUUUGGUGGUGAAAUGCGGAAAUCAGUGCGGACUAAGUGUGGGUGUUUAUUGGAUUGCCCAGAGUGGCUGCCUGAGGAAUUGAGGAACUGUCCUAUGGAGAGCUUGUCUAUUUGCCCUAAUAGAACAUCGCUUCGCGAGCUGCUGACUAGGGAGGACCAGAUAAUAUCGCUUCCAUUUGGCGUCUUGCGGCUGAAGGGAAAUGCGAGGCCUUCCACUCCUGCAUCGAACGGACGCGGCAUGCUGCAAGAUUCAGUGGAGCGGCUUGUGGAAAUGCUGAGAAGAGUGCCGCACCCCGCGGGCUUUUUCGAGGCCAGCACAGGUAAUUCCAGUAUGGAGAGUAGGGAAGAGGUAUUACCACUCUCUGGGGUGCGGUCCAUUCUUCGAGAUCCCGCCCCGCCAAAUUUGGCGGAGUAUCACGCGAUAUUGUUAUUGAGUUCUGAGAACUGGAAGAUAGUCGUCGAUUGGGGUAUCAGAUUGGUUGACCAGGGAAAGAACGUAUUGGCGGUUCAUUUUAAGAAGGGGAGUGAAGCUCAGGCAGCUGAUGUUUAUAUGUCUGCGCGGAGGAGAGCCAAGGAGAUUAACCCUCUGGUCAAUUUUGAGAUGACCAUCCGUCCCCCAUGCCCUUACAUAGUGCCAAUCGCUGUUGAUCUAUCUAAGUAUUGCUCGCUACUGGUCAUGGGCGAUUCUGGCAGGAAGGAUACGCGUUAUAAGAAAAUGUUCGUAGUGGGUGUCGGCGCUCGAGAUCAAGAGGGAGCACUUCGGGCAUUGUCCAUGGCAUUUGUGUUAGCUAGGGCAGCUGGUGAUGGUAGAGGAGCUAAUGUAGUGAUUAUCUAUAUACCAGUUCAACCAUGGCAGUUUGGGCAGCAGGAGGAUAUUUUAUCGAUAGGAUACAAGAGCUCACAGCUGUUGCAGUCGGUACAGGAUACAGUACAGAGGUUGGAGACACAGCAUCCUGGGGUUAAGGUUACGCUUAAAAUGGGUAACCCAACUGAUAGGAUGCAUGUACAGGACGAGUUGCUGUCCACGGCUGAGAGAAAUGGCAUAAUACUCAAGCCUACAAGCCCUCCCACUUCACCAACUCUCAAUGGGAAUCCGCUAUCACCAUCACAAUCCCCACCGAUCCUUGUAGUGGGAGGUGGCCAUAACUCGGAUUGUGGAGAGCUGGGUUCGGUCACCAGUCAGUUCGUGGACAAAGGGGUGAGUAGAUUGGUCGAAAAUGUUGGCACUAGGGCAGACGAGGAGGAAGACUCAAGUGGUCAACGAAUGACGGGUAGACAAAACUACUUGAGAGAGUUGGCAGGGCUAGGUCUUACAAAUCGUCAAAUAAAGGUGAAGGUGAGAGCGAGGGAGAGGUGGAUGCAAAGGAGGAAAGACAAAAAAAGAAUGAAAGAGGAGGGAGUAGAAGAUGACCAGGAUAAUGAAGAGAAGAGUAUGGGAACUAUUAUAAACGAAAUCAAGGAAAUAGAUGAGAUGCCUCGUUUAAAAAGAAAUCUAGGCACAAGGUGGGACACCUAUCAUCAAUCGGAUCAUGGACUCCGAUUAUUGUACGUGAAAAUUAAACCUUGUAGAACUGAGCGCAAUGUAGGCAAAGAUAGAACUUGGGAAAAGAUGCGGUUGCGAAACGAAAUGAUUAAAAAAAUUGAUCAAGGGCUAGAUCAAGUGAGACACCUUGCUGAACUCAGGAAACAGGUGAAGGCUUUACUAAAAUUCGACAAGAAAAAAUGGUUAGCUGAACAGGCCGAGAAAGCAGAGGCAGCAGCCAGAACUAGGGGACGGGGACAUAAGGGUGUAGACCUAACAGGGAUGGACCUCGGUAGCUUUGUCGGGCAUUUCAGUAAAUUGUUGGGAGAACAAGAGGAAAGAACGAUAGAGGAAUAUGAAACAAGAAGGGCGUACUGCAUUGCGAGGGAAAUGUCUGAACUAAAAGCGCAAGCAUGGGAUGUAAAUUUGGCCGCUCCAAGUGAUGAAGAGAUCGAGAAAACAUGCAAGAGAAUGAAGAACGGAAAAGCAAUGGAGAGAAUUAAAGAAUUUGCUGGGGAGAGACUACUGAAAUAUCAGUUUGGUUUUAGAUCUGGUAAGAGCUGUAGGGAUCCUGUUAGAUUGCUAUGGAAAAAGUGGGAGUGCACUCAUAAGAUUGCCUCGGUGUUCGUGGAUUUCCAAAAAGCUUUCGAUUCCUUAACAUGGGAAUCGUCGUGGAGGAUACUGGAAUCCACUGGAAUGCCUAGAAGACCAUUGUAUGAGGGCGGCAGUGAAAGCAUGGCUCUGAAAUCGCAUUCCAGAGCAGGCAGGUGCCGGAGUCACACAGACCUUACAAUUGAAAAACAAAUACCUGUUCAACCAUGGCAGUUUGGACAGCAGGAGGAUAUUUUAUCGAUAGGAUACAAGAGCUCACAGCUGUUGCAGUCGGUACAGGACACAGUACAGAGGUUGGAGACACAGCACCCUGGGGUUAAGGUUACCCUUAAAAUGGGUAACCCAACUGAUAGGAUGCAUGUACAGGACGAGUUGCUGUCCACGGCUGAGAGAAAUGGCAAUAAAGCUCUCGAUGAGGGGGAAGGGUUAUGA
Messenger RNA from Perkinsus marinus ATCC 50983, 2829 nucleotides. RefSeq lists its product as hypothetical. The record is from RefSeq and is a predicted model, not a curated record. The transcript has 24 exons. Lineage: Eukaryota; Perkinsozoa; Perkinsida; Perkinsidae. Bases 1 to 2829 code for a protein of 942 amino acids.